Dreissena polymorpha is the source of this 3315-nucleotide messenger RNA. Its product is annotated as glutathione hydrolase 1 proenzyme-like. Gene Ontology annotation, cellular component: plasma membrane. The coding region runs from base 181 to 2028 and encodes 615 amino acids. Gene Ontology annotation, biological process: glutathione catabolic process. The record is from RefSeq and is a predicted model, not a curated record. Gene Ontology annotation, molecular function: glutathione gamma-glutamate hydrolase. The transcript has 12 exons. Lineage: Eukaryota; Metazoa; Mollusca; Bivalvia; Myida; Dreissenidae.
CGUUUAAACAUAGUUUAUACAGUCUUGUUUAAAUCUAUGACCUAUAUAUCAACUCUACCUUUUGCACAGUUAGACACGCUUCGGAAGCUUCUUAUACUGUAAAGAAUUUCACGCACCGUGAAGUUUCGUCCGCGUUAUUUACUUAAAGCGAACACAGAAAGAAAGUCCGGAUUGAGAAGCAUGGGGAAAGGCAGGAACAUAUCCAAGUCCAGAGCAUGGGUGAUAGUCACUGUUCUCACAUGUGCAGCCAUAAUUGGCAUCGGGCUCGGUCUGGGCCUCGGUCUAAAGAAAGUCGCUGAGUCUGGCUCAGCAAAAGGCGAAGAAACAACAACAGUAACGCCAACGUCGCCUUCACCGCUAUAUUCUCCACCUUCACCUUCACCGGAAGGAAAAUACCGCUUUGCAGCGGUAGCAGCCGACAAUGCAGAAUGUUCCAAAAUUGGAAAUCACAUAAUGGCUGUACAAGGAGGUAGCGCUGUCGAUGCGGCGAUAGCGGCCAUCUUGUGCGUUGGGGUUCACAACAUGCAUAGUUGUGGGAUUGGAGGCGGCCAUUUUCUGACCUACUAUAAAAGAACUUCUGGAAAGACAUACGCGUUGGUAUCUCGGGAGCAAGCACCUGCCAUGGCAACAGAGGACAUGUUCACUUCCGGGAAGAACGCCUCCUCCACUGCAGGUGGAAAAGCUAUCGCUAUACCCGGUGAAGUUCGCGGUCUAUAUGAGGCCUGGAAACUUGGUGGUCGGUUACCAUGGAAGCAAUUAUUUCAACCAGCAAUAAAGCUUUGCAUGCAAGGAUUCAAUGUCAGCAAAGCGCUCAGUGAAAAUAUGGCAGGAAGAGAGGUUGAGUUCAAGAAUUUCACUUUAUUCGUACAGCUGAUCACAAACCCCAAAACUGGCAAAACGUACAAAGAAGGCGAAACGAUCAAGCUUCCAAAGUUGGCGCAAACUUUACAGGUUAUCGCCGACGAAGGCCCAAAUGCAUUUUAUAACGGCAGUUUAACAGACAACAUCGUUGCAGACAUUCAGGAAGCGGGUGGUAUAAUCACAAAACAGGACUUGGCCAAUUACACGUCAUUGGUUGGGGAUGCGCUAAACUUCACUCUUCAUGGAAACUACACAGCGUAUUCUCCACCUAUGCCUUCCAGUGGAGCCGUCUAUCUUUUUAUAUUGAACAUUCUGAAUGAUUUCAAGUUUAAUCCGGACACCGUAUCCAAUGUUGGCAGCGCAACCACCACGUGGCAUCGAGUAACUGAGGCAUUUAAGCAUGCAUAUUCACUGCGCACACAGCUUGGUGAUAACAACGUUGGCUCGGAGGCAUUUAGGACGUAUGUUGCAAAACUAGUAAAAAACAUGACUGACCCUUCAUUCGGUUACGCCCGAAGACAGCAGAUCAAUGAUUCGAGAACAUUCGGCUCGGACUACUACAAUCCGAUAUUUGACAGCCCCUGGAAUGAUUACGGCACCGCCCAUCUAUCCGUUCUUGGACCGGACGGAGACGCCGUGUCCAUUACCAGCACUGUUAACCUGCAAUUUGGUUCCAAAGUGAUAGGCAAUCGUACGGGAAUCAUAUUCAACAACGAAAUGGACGAUUUCUCCACGCCAGGGACUGUGAACUAUUUUGGAGUGCCGGCGUCUAAGGCAAAUUUCAUCGCUCCUUGGAAGCGCCCAUUGUCCUCCAUGUGCCCAAGCAUUGUCGUUGACGGAGACGGUAAUGUUCGUCUGGUAAUCGGCGCUUCCGGUGGUACCCGAAUUACAACUACAACGGCAUUGGCGACCAUAGAGGCAUUACAGUGGAACUGGUCAAUAAAAGAGGCUAUAGACUACCCGCGUAUUCAUCACCAACUGUUUCCACAAGAACUGUCAGUGCAGAGAGGUUUUCCACAGGUGGUAAUAGACGGUCUGAAAGCACUUGGUCACAAUGUCUCGGUGGUAUCUAGCGCGAGUAGCAUUUGCCAAGGUAUCUUACGAAAGGAGAAAUUUGUCAUGGCAAAUUCCGAUUAUAGAAAAUACGGUGAACCCGAUGGAUAUUAAUCUGCUGUACAGCAUUAUCAUCAGCAUAUGCGAAACAUCUUUGUGAUAUUCAUCUUUAUGGAAAAUCACGUGCCACACGAGUAUUGUAGUCAUUGUUAUUUUUGGGGAAAAAACAAAUGGGGGGGGGGGGGAAUUAAGCCACCAGCAAUAACUUCAUUGAACAAAGUGCAUUAAGUGUUUUCAUUCAGUAACUGCAAACGAUAGUUAAAUUAAUUAAUUAAAUUAAAUGUCGGUUUAUUUUAUUUUUCGGUCUAAACCACUUAAUUAUACUAUCAAAACAUCGUUCCGGCUCCAUAUGGCCCUGAGCAACCGCCUCAUUUAAUAAAGUGGAUAUGUUGCUUUCAAUACAAUUAGUAUGACAACAAGUGAAUAUUUAAUGUCGGAGCAUUCGAAAUUAGAUUUAAUAACGCCUAAUUAGUUUUGGUGUAAAAAAUAAACCUUUUUUUAAUUCGGAACAAAGUGCUAUAAUAUUUGAAUAUGCAUUGAGGAUUGUAAUAUUGAAUCUCAAGUAAAUUUAUCUUCGGUGUAAAAUUUGCAAGAGCGCUUUUGUACACUUUUCUGAAUUUCAGUCAAUUUCGACCAUAUAGUUCACAAACAGAUAGUUGUUUCUGUAAUCGAGUGUUCAUUAAUAUUUCGUUGUAGUUUUUGGUUACCUAUAUACCUAAAGAAAUGCUUUUCCUAGAUGCUUAGAAACAUCAAAUUAUCAAUGGAUGAUACAACUGAUAAUUACAAUUCUAUAAAUAGAUAUCGCUUUUAAAUAAAUCACUUAUAGACACGUAAUGUCAAUAUACUCUUACAUGAUGGUAUAAAGAAAGAUUAACCGACUAAAUCAGUUGAUGAGAACAUGUCAAAAAUACUCUUUGUUUAUGGAUUUUAUAUAACAGUGUUAAAUCAUUGUUGGUGAUAUGUAUGUAAACAUAGUGUAAGAUCACAAUCAUGUAGCGUAUCAUUACCUCAUAUAUUUGACAAUUAAAAUGUCCAACAUCUCGAUUAAAUCAGAUGAGAAGGUGUCAAAACCAUUUUUGAGGGACUGUUUUUGUAUUUCGUUUAUUUACAUGUAGCAUUAUGGUCACAUUUAUAAACAAGAAUGAAAACUCAAAAUUUUAUUUGAAUUGUCACAUUAUAAUAAUAGUCAUAUUUUAACAAGUUCUGUUUGAAACUUUUGUAUGAAUUUAUUAUUUUAUAAAAUUAACCAUUUUUCUAAUGUAUGAAUUUCAACUAUAUAGUUUCAUAUAUAAAUGUGUUUAUUUUAUAUUUUUAUAUUUUUAAUGCACCACUACUUUAUAA